UUCAUUUCCCUUAUUUCCUCGACCUUUCACUGCCAAUUUUUAUAUUUUCUCUCGAAUUUUGUGCUUUUCUCAAUUUUUAGAGGUCAGGAAUUGAAUGAAGAACUUUUCCUAGCUGCAGACUGUUUCUUGAUUUCUGUAACUUAAGUCAUCAUGACACCCGUAAUUCCAAGUUCUAUAAGCAACAUUUCACUUAUUUCUGGAACUGCUUUUACUUCAAAUAAGAACAAUUGUUUAACAAGAUGCUAUCUUUUGGGUAAAUCCACAAAGCAAACAUUAUCCCCACAAAGGUUCCUCUUACCUCUCUCAACAUCAGUUAGACUAUUUCCACAAUACAGAAGCGGAUGUACUUUGCAUCGUAAAUCAAGAACCCAUAUAUUAUCAGCCACAGGCACUGAUGUAGCAGUAGAGCAGUCAGAUUCCCCUGCUACUGAGGAUUCCAGUGGAGCACCAGAAGUUCCAUCUGAUUCAGCUGAAGCAAGUGAAGAACCCUCCAUUAAAUCAGAUGGUGGUGUCACUUCAUCUCAGCCCAAACGUGCAAGACCUAGGAAGAGUGAGAUGCCACCUGUAAAGAAUGAGGAACUGGUUCCUGGUGCAACUUUUACAGGGAAAGUUAAAUCAAUCCAGCCAUUUGGUGCAUUUAUUGAUUUUGGAGCUUUCACAGAUGGCCUGGUGCAUGUUUCCAGGUUGAGUGAUAGCUAUGUUAAGGAUGUUGGAAACAUUGUUUCCAUUGGACAAGAAGUGAAAGUGAGAUUGGUGGAAGCAAACACUGAGACAGGGCGGAUUUCACUUACCAUGCGUGACAGUGAUGAUCCUACUAAACCACAGCAACAGAAAGAUGCUGCUUCCAGUAGUGAUAAGCCCAGACCUUCCAGAAGGAACACUCAAAGGUCUAACCAAAGAAGAGAUGAGGUGAAAAAAACCUCAAAGUUUGUCAAAGGCCAGGACCUAGAGGGCACAGUAAAGAAUUUAAAUAGAGCUGGUGCUUUUAUAUCUCUUCCUGAAGGGGAGGAAGGGUUUUUGCCUACCUCUGAAGAAGCUGAUGAAGGGUUUGGAAACCUUAUGGGGGGCUCCUCACUUCAGGUUGGUCAAGAAGUUAGUGUACGGGUGCUACGUAUCUCUAGAGGACAGGUUACCUUGACAAUGAAGAAAGAAGAAGAUGCUGAAAAGUUGGAUUUGAAGCUCGGUGAGGGAGUUGUUCAUACUGCAACCAAUCCUUUUGUGCUGGCUUUCCGUAAGAACAAGGAGAUUGCUACAUUUUUGGAUGAGAGAGAAAAAACAGUGGAACCAGCAGAAAUUCCAGCGAUACCAAAAACUUCAGAAGAGAUAGAAGGAAAGGUAAAUCAAGCUGAAACUGUGACUGACAUACUAGAAGUGCAGGAUCAGCCGGCAAGCAGCGAUGAGAAAUCAGUCAGUGUCCCAUCUGCAGUGGAUGAGAAGGUAGAAGGUGAUGAAACUCCUUCAGAGGAAUUGGAUGUGGGUGCCAGUGCAGUAGAUGAUGCCUUAAAUGAAAUGGCAAGCAAUAGUGGGGACUCAGAAAGUGUGAUCUCUAAUUCAUUACAGAGUGGGGAUGCAGUCCAAACUAUAGAGGAAAAAGCAGUGGUGAGUUCUGAAGUUUUGGCUUCUGAAGGGAGUAUAUCUACUGCUAGUCAGAUAAUUGAGGAGGCUUCAGCAACACAUGAGGUGGGAAGUGAUGCAAAAUCUGACCCAUCUACAGAAAUAGCAGAUCAAAUAUUGUCUUCAGAAAGUUUAGUUGGCAAAGAAGUUGAAGAGAGUCAAUCAGAUGAUACCAUAGCAAAAGUUGAAGUCCAAAUAGAAACACCUCCUAUUGUAGAACCAGUUGAAGAGGAGAAGGUGGAUCCUACCCCUGAGAAAAAUGGCAGUGUCACCAGCUCUAAUGGACAAACAGAUGUUCCUUCUUCCCAGGAAAGCAUGAAUACAGAUGGAUCAGAAGACGGUGGAAAGCCUGCACCAUCUGGAGAAUUAGUUGAGAGUCAGAUAUUGUCUUCAGAAAGUCAGGACAGUGAAAAAGUUGUUGAGAAUCAAGCUAAUGAUAUUUUAUCGAAGGAGGAAGUGCAGAUACAAACCCCUGCUGCAGAGAAUGAAAUUCCUUCUGCCACACCAGUAGAAGAUGAAAAGGUGGAAACUGUCACUGCAAAAAACAACAAUAUUAGCAACUCUGAUGGGCAGACUGGCACUUCUUCUCCCAAAGAAAGCACAACUAAAGCCACUAUAUCACCUGCUCUUGUGAAGAAGUUACGUGAAGACACAGGAGCAGGAAUGAUGGAUUGCAAAAAAGCUCUGUCAGAAACUGGAGGGGAUAUUGUUAAAGCCCAAGAGUUCCUAAGAAAGAAAGGCUUAGCAAGUGCUGACAAGAAAGCUAGCAGAGCCACUGCUGAAGGAAGAAUCGGUUCUUAUGUUCAUGAUAGCCGAAUUGGUAUUCUGAUAGAGGUGAACUGUGAGACUGAUUUUGUUGCUCGAGGUGACAUCUUUAAGGAGCUAGUUGAUGAUCUGGCCAUGCAAGCUGCUGCCUGUCCUCAAGUGCAGUAUCUUGUUACAGAAGAUGUUCCUGAAGAGAUUGUGAACAAGGAAAGAGAGAUUGAGAUGCAGAAGGAAGAUCUCUUGUCGAAGCCAGAACAGAUCAGAUCAAGGAUUGUUGAGGGGCGGAUAAAGAAGAGGCUUGACGAGCUGGCAUUGCUUGAGCAACCCUACAUUAAGAAUGACAAGGUGGUGGUGAAAGACUGGGUGAAGCAGACCAUUGCAACUAUUGGAGAAAAUAUAAAAGUGAAGAGGUUUGUGCGGUAUAAUCUUGGAGAAGGCUUGGAAAAGAAAAGCCAAGAUUUUGCUGCUGAGGUGGCUGCCCAGACUGCAGCAACGCCACCAUCUGCACCAGGAAAAGAGCAGCCUGCUGCAGUAGCAACCAAUGACACUGCUGAAAAACCACCAACGGUGACAGUGUCUGCUGCAUUAGUCAAACAACUAAGAGAAGAAACUGGAGCAGGAAUGAUGGACUGCAAGAAAGCUCUGUCAGAAACUGGAGGGGACCUCGAGAAGGCACAAGAAUACCUCAGAAUGAAGGGUCUUUCAACUGCGGACAAGAAAUCCAGCAGGCUUGCAGCAGAAGGCAGGAUUGGAUCCUACAUUCAUGACUCCCGCAUCGGAGUGCUAAUCGAAGUCAAUUGCGAAACCGACUUUGUGGGUAGAAGUGAAAAAUUCAAGGAAUUGGUGGAUGACUUGGCAAUGCAAGUUGUGGCCUGCCCACAGGUGCAGUGUGUUUCAAUGGAGGAUAUUGCAGAGAGCAUUGUGAGCAAGGAAAAAGAAAUAGAGAUGCAGAGAGAGGAUCUUCAGUCAAAACCAGAGAACAUAAGAGAGAAAAUUGUGGAAGGGAGAGUAGCAAAGAGGCUUGGGGAGCUUGCUCUUUUAGAGCAGGCCUUCAUCAAGGAUGAUAGCAUUUUGGUGAAAGACUUGGUGAAGCAAACUGUUGCUGCCCUCGGAGAAAACAUAAAAGUUCGGAGGUUUGUCCGCUUUACUCUUGGGGAGGAUAUGGGAACCGAAGACUGAGAUACACCAAAAAAGAGACCUCAUUUUCAGCAUGAAGGGUUGAAUCAAGCAAAUCCGUGAAAUUUUCCAAUUAUGCCAAGUUUGUCGAGCUAAGCUAAUUUUGGGUGGGAAGAAUAAUUUUGUUCUGAUUAGAAGUUGCGCCUUUUGUAGUUAGUGGUAAUUUCUGUGUCAUACUCGCUAAAACUACAUUUGGCAUCACUUUUUGAGAGUUGAGAAGCGAAGGAUAUGUGUUUUAUUCUCUGCAUUAUGGAAAGAUGGAUAUACCAUUCUGUGCAGGUAA
This is a messenger RNA of Vitis riparia (riverbank grape), 3838 nucleotides long. RefSeq names its product polyprotein of EF-Ts, chloroplastic. Gene Ontology annotation, cellular component: mitochondrial matrix. The transcript has 5 exons. Gene Ontology annotation, molecular function: protein binding; translation elongation factor activity. NCBI's taxonomy places the organism in Eukaryota, Viridiplantae, Streptophyta, Magnoliopsida, Vitales, Vitaceae. Bases 151 to 3558 code for a protein of 1135 amino acids. The record is from RefSeq and is a predicted model, not a curated record. Gene Ontology annotation, biological process: mitochondrial translational elongation.